UUACCAAUAGACAACCUUUAAGCCACUUCUCAUACACGAGAGAACACACACAAAACCCUAAAACACUCAUCAACACCUUAAACUUAUUAGCGUCUAAUGGCACUCGUUAAUAACCAUCCCAACGAGCCAAAAUACGUGUCAAAACAAAACUCCUCAUCCCAAGAUCUCUCAUCACCGGAGAACGACGGAUUGGAUCAGCCUGACGCAGCUUAUGCCGGAGGACAUUCCGCUUCGAGCAGUAGCACGAUGAAUUCUGAUCAUCAGCAAAAUCAUCAAGGGUUAGUAUUUUACCCUUCUGGCGAAUCCGUUGAGGAUCACAACUCUUUGUUAGAUUUCAACAGAUCCUCAUUUCUUAACUUCGACCACAACGAUGAUCGUCAUGAGAGCUUUCCUCCUCCAACCAUAAGUUGCGGUGGUGUUAGCGGUGGCUUCUCUUUUUUGGAAGGCAACAACUUGAGCUACAGCUUCACAAACUGGAAUCAACAUCAUAUGGAUAUUAUUGGCCCUAGACACAUCGAAACUCCGGGGACAAACCAAGUCCAUAAAGACUGGUUAUAUUCUGAUUCAACUGUUGUAACCACUGGUUCUAGACAUAAGUCUGUCUCGCCUAAAUCCACUGGAAAUAAACGUUCUUAUACGGGGGAGAUCAGUCAACCACCCUCAAAGAAACCCACUAGCGGCGCAAAAGGGAAAGCUAAGCCUAAGCCAACAACUUCACCGAAAGAUCCACAAAGCCUAGCAGCUAAGAAUCGAAGAGAAAGAAUAAGUGAACGUCUCAAGAUAUUGCAAGAACUUGUUCCCAAUGGCACCAAGGUUGAUUUGGUAACGAUGUUAGAGAAGGCCAUUAGUUAUGUAAAGUUUCUUCAAGUGCAAGUUAAGGUACUUGCGGCCGAUGAGUUUUGGCCGGCACAAGGAGGGAAAGCUCCUGAUAUUUCUCAAGUUAAAGACGCCAUUGAUGCCAUCCUCUCUUCAUCACAACGAGGCAGGAAUUCGGAUCCCGUCACCAAUCAAUGAAGAGUCUGAAUGUAAUUUAAUUAAUUACUCAACAGUAAUUAAGUUGUAGUAAUAUCGGGAAGAACAAUGAUUCUCUCGAUAACUUCCACAUAAAGUUUAAAAUACGAUCCAAAGAUUAAAUAACGUUAAAUAUGUGAAAAAUCGAGAAGUUCUUAAUGCAUCUAUAUUGAAGACGAGACAAGAGACAUUCAAAGCACCGAUGAUCAGUUCGAUGUUGGGUCCACACGAGGAUGGAAUCUUUAUAUAGUAGAUAUAAGUAGUAAAACCUAAUAAUAUA
Messenger RNA from Brassica oleracea var. oleracea, 1291 nucleotides. RefSeq names its product transcription factor bHLH83-like. The coding region runs from base 97 to 1014 and encodes 305 amino acids. The transcript is spliced from 5 exons. Gene Ontology annotation, biological process: regulation of DNA-templated transcription. Lineage: Eukaryota; Viridiplantae; Streptophyta; Magnoliopsida; Brassicales; Brassicaceae. The record is from RefSeq and is a predicted model, not a curated record. Gene Ontology annotation, molecular function: protein dimerization activity; DNA-binding transcription factor activity.